ACAUCACCAACACCCACACCAAAGUCAAUGUACAACUCUUAAAGAACAAUGCGCAACUCGUGGAAGCUGCGAUCCCACCUCUCCUCCCCCACGCCAUUUUCCCUGCAAGCCUACAAACGAAAUACAGACACACCAUUUACAUGAAACCGCAGUAAUUUUCUUUCAUUUUCAGUACACAUCUCGAGCAAGUAAUGGAGUUGGUCUGCUGUAACUGCGGAUACACCGCUCCAUCUUCACCACUGGCGUCGCCGGCGAUUGGUCAGCUAAAGACCCAUCGGAAAUAUGAAAAGUUCUUCCGGAGGUGUUCAUCUGAAAGUAAAGCUAGGAAGCCAGUGAGUGUUCGAGCCCAGAGAAGUGAUUCUUUGGUACAAGUCGAGAAGCCCCUCAGUACAAGCAUUAGCAGCGCACUGGAGCAGCUGGAUAUUGAAAGAGGUGUUUGUAUUCCCUUUCGGAAGUACACUCCGGAAUCGGUCAGGAAUAAUGUGUUGGAGUCAAGAGGUUCAAUAUUGUCAUUAAUUGGCAGAGGUGUUGAAAUUUUAUGGGGUUUGGGACUCUACUGGUCUGCCUUGAUGUAUGAUUGUUUUGUGGGCCGUGAUGAAGAAGUUGUUCCAUUUCGUGCACGCCAACUGAGGAAUCUCCUGUGUGACUUGGGCCCUUCUUUUAUUAAAGCUGGACAGGUGCUUGCUAAUAGGCCUGAUAUUAUCAGAGAGGAUUACAUGAAUGAACUUUGCAUCCUUCAAGAUGAUGUUCCUCCUUUCCCAAAUCAGGUAGCUUUUGACAUAAUAGAAGAGGAGUUGGGCCAACCUCUAGAGGCCGUUUUCAGCAAAAUAUCAUCAGAGACAAUUGCAGCUGCAAGCUUGGGUCAAGUUUAUCGAGCUACACUCCGAUCAUCUGGAGAGGAUGUCGCUAUAAAGGUGCAAAGGCCUGAAAUAGAGCCCAUUAUUUAUAGAGAUCUUUUUCUUUUUCGUACUCUAGCAUCGUUCUUGAACGGGAUCAGCCUGCAAAAACUGGGCUGCAAUGCAGAGCUUAUAGUUGAUGAAUUUGGAGAAAAGCUUUUGGAGGAGCUUGAUUAUACCUUGGAAGCCCGUAACAUUGAAGAUUUUAUUGAGAAUUUCAAGGGUGAUCCAACAGUUAAAAUACCACGCGUCUAUAAGGAGCUUUCUGGUUCACGUGUGUUAGUGAUGGAGUGGAUUGAUGGAAUUCGAUGCACAGAUCCUCAGGCUAUCAAGAAUGAAGGAAUUGACGUAGAUGGUUUUUUGACGGUUGGAGUAAGUGCUGCUUUGCGACAGUUGCUGGAAUUUGGUCUGUUUCAUGGGGAUCCACACCCUGGAAAUAUCUUUGCCAUGCGUGAUGGACGUAUUGCAUAUGUGGACUUUGGGAAUGUGGCUGUUCUCAGUCAGGUAGCUAUCUUCGCCAUAUUGACUGCACUUAAUCAUUUCAAUAUGUUUGUCUUGGUUUCUGACUGGACUAGGGUGCUGUAUAAUGUGAAGUCCAAUGUUCAAAACCAUUGUUGCAGAACAUCCACUAAUACUUACCUAUUUUCUCUCUAUAUCUUUUUUAGUGUGAAAAUAGUAGUUAGUGCUGACUGUUUCUGCAAUAUAUCCAAUGAAAAUAAUUGGUUAAUAUCUUUUCGUUUAAUUGUAACUGCUGAAGUAGAGCAAAAUAAGCAAAUUCUUAUAGAUGCUGUUGUCCAUGCUGUAAACGAAGAUUAUGCUGAGAUGGCUAAUGAUUUUACUCGGCUCGGUUUUCUGGCCAGUGGAACUGAUGUAUCCCCUAUAAUUCCAGCUCUGGAAGCAAUAUGGCAGAACUCUGUUGGGAAAGGCCUAUCGGACUUUAACUUCAGAAGUGUUACAGGGAAAUUUAACCAGCUAGUCUACAAUUAUCCUAUUCGAAUUCCAGAGAGGUUCUCUCUUGUUAUUCGCUCUUUGUUGACUCAAGAAGGCAUAUGCUUCACCCUGAAGCCUGAUUUCAAGUUUCUUGAGGUUGCCUAUCCAUAUGUCGCAAAACGCCUUCUGACAGAUCCUAAUCCUGCUUUACGUGAACGUCUUAUUCAGGUAUGUUUUGUUAAAGAUGGGGUUUUCCAGUGGAAAAGGCUUGAGAACCUUAUCAUCUUAGCAAAAGAAAAUGUGGCUAAGAUGAGCAGCAACCCUGCAUUGCAGAAAAACAAUAUGUAUGUCAUAUUCUUGUCCUUGCAAAGCUCUAGGGAGCUACAAAUUGCAAGGAAAUUGGACCUAACAGACACUAUCAAGGACGGGACCCGGCUGUUUCUAAUUGAUGAAGGGAUUCGUAGACAGCUUCUUCUUGCUCUCACAGAAGACUCCAAGCUUCAUAUUCAAGAGCUUGUAGACGUAUACAGAUUGCUCGAGGACCAAAUAGACGUACCUUCGGUAGCUUUACAAGUCGCACGAGAUCUUCCUUCUGUUGCUCGGGACGUAAUGCUUUCAUGGAGUGCCUCUGUCUUGUCUGAUAGAUAAAGUUGUGCCCUGUUGUUGUACAUGCAGUUUUUGUAGUUGUGCUCUAGCAUGUUGACAUGACAAUGUCGGUUUCAGAUUUUGUAUAUAACAUAAUUUUCUAUGUAUAGGUUGUCAUAUGCUUCAAAGGUGUAUGUAAAUUUGUAUGGUUAUCUUUCUAAUAUAAUUCUUUCCAUUAUUUUUCCCUAGCUAGGAGCUAAAAAUGUGUAUACACCUUUGUUCUAAAAAUGGUCUUGGCGGUGCCUAGACGGUAAAUACGAUUUUUACCUAGGC
This is a messenger RNA of Striga asiatica, 2744 nucleotides long. NCBI's taxonomy places the organism in Eukaryota, Viridiplantae, Streptophyta, Magnoliopsida, Lamiales, Orobanchaceae. The record is from the annotation of a GenBank genome assembly.